Sinocyclocheilus anshuiensis is the source of this 1977-nucleotide messenger RNA. Its product is annotated as cytosolic phospholipase A2 delta-like. Gene Ontology annotation, biological process: glycerophospholipid catabolic process. The transcript has 14 exons. The record is from RefSeq and is a predicted model, not a curated record. NCBI's taxonomy places the organism in Eukaryota, Metazoa, Chordata, Actinopteri, Cypriniformes, Cyprinidae. Gene Ontology annotation, molecular function: calcium-dependent phospholipid binding; calcium ion binding. Gene Ontology annotation, cellular component: cytosol. The coding region runs from base 1 to 1911 and encodes 636 amino acids.
AUGCCGUACUGGAACCUCAACGUCAGAGUGCUGCAGGGAAAAUUCAGUCGGACGUAUGACCUUUUGUCUAAAUGUGACUGCUACGUUGUCUUAAAGUUACCCACGGCCUGUGCCUGCUGCCAUCGCACCAAAACUGUGAAAAACAGUGAUGCACCAAAAUGGAAUGAAACCUUUCGUUUCAGAGUGCACAGCGGUGUCAAGAACAUUCUGGAAUUCCACAUAUUUGAUGCUGACAAGUUAACGAAAGAUGACUACUGCUCCACCAUCCUAUUCGACAUCAGUAACCUCACACCUGGACAAAAGCAAACAAAAUGCUUCAUUACAGAUGAUAAGAGUGAGCUGUGGGUGGAGUUUGAGAUGACCGUGAGCUCUGAGAAGCCUGAACCGUACUUCUCUAAUGGAGUGCUGAUGGUCCCAUUGGUGGCUGUGGUGUGUUCUGGCGGUGGGACCAGAGCGAUGUGUGGCACAUUUGGAGGCCUAAGAGCUCUGCAGAAACUCCAGCUUCUUGAUACAGUCAGCUACAUCACAGGGGUUUCUGGCUCCACCUGGACUAUGGCUUCUCUUUAUGGUGAUGCUAACUGGUCAAACAAUGACCUAAAUGGGGUUAUGGAGUCUGUAAAGAAGGAGAUCUCUAAAAGUGUGUUCAGUAUAUUUUCCCCUGAGCAGCUACGGCACUACAAAGAGAAGAUGGAAGAGAGAGAGGAAGAAGGACUACUUGUGUCUCUUAUUGACAUGUGGGGUCUGGCUAUAGAAUACCUCAUCCAAGGGAAGAAACAAAUGGGAACACUAUCUGACCAGCAGAUGGCACUAUCAAAGGGCCAGAACCCUCUUCCCAUCUACACAGCUCUCAACAUGAAAAAUAGUAAGACAGGAUGUACCAUAGAGACUGAAUGGUGUGAGUUCACCCCAUAUGAGGUGGGAUUUACCAAGUAUGGUGUCUUCAUACCUGCACAGAACUUUGGGAGUGAAUAUUACCUCGGCCACAUGGUCAAGAAACUCCCAGAAUCUGGAAUUUACUCUCUAUUGGGAAUAUGGAGCAGUGUUUUCUCCCUGAGUCUGACUCAGCUUUGGAGUGUUGUCACUGGAGUGAUCCCAUCCUGGGCCAGCAAGAUUGGGGAAGAAGUGAACCAGACAGACACAGAUGACAAAUCAUCAACGUCAGACACACUUCAGGUCAGCCCUAAGACUGACUUGGCAAAAAAGCUGAGCAUCUUUCUGACCUGCCGCCCCAUUAUCAGCCAAGUGUUCAACUUCCUUAGAGGCUUCCACCUGCACAGGAACUACAGUGAGAACUGUGACUUCACCACAUGGAAAGACACUCAUCCAGAUGCCUUCCCAAACUCCCUGACACCAGCAGACGCCACACUUGGCCUGGUUGACUCUGCUUUUGUCAUCAAGUCAGGAUUCCCUCCUGUGUUACGCUGUAACAGACGCGCGGACGUCAUUCUGUCCCUGAACUACGCUUGGGACCCGGACCACUUCAAGGUUAUUAAGCAAACUCAGGAGUACUGCGCUGAACGCAAGAUUCCGUUUCCAAAGAUCGAUUAUAAGAAGUUGGAGUCCGAGCCGAUUAGGGAAGUUUAUGUGUUUGAGGAUAAAGAGAAUCCAGAUGUUCCCAUAGUGAUCCACUUUCCCUUGGUCAAUGUCUCAUUCAAGCAGUUCAAGUCUCCUGGAGUAAAGAGAGAGGGUAAGGCAGAGAUGAAGGAUGGAGAUUUUGAUAUUGACUUCACCAGUUUGUUAAGUCCAUUCUCCACUCUCAACCUUACAUACCAACCUGAGGAUUUCCAGAAGCUGACCAACCUCACCACCUACAACAUUCUGAACAACACAGAUGUCAUUUUAAACACGCUGAACAAAGCAUUGAAGAGAAACAUGGAGAGAAUUCCUCUCACAAAGGCAUCAAAAUUCUGAUUUGAUGUUGACACCGGAAGUUAAGGCUGACAGCAGGAGCGAUUGGACAGUGAUUUUUGUCUAUAU